UCCACCAUGGCCGAGCCGCUGCUGAAGAGAACCUUCUCCCGGCUGAGAGGCAAAGACAGAGCGAGACGGAAGACGGAGCCCAAACUCAGCGAUGUUCCAGUCAAGCCUGACCCGGCCCCGCAGACCUCUUCAUCAUCACCAUCAUCGUCAUCAUCACCGUCGGCAACGAGGACGACGGCAGCCGCGGACCCUGAGCCCCCCUCGCCCCCCCGCAACCACAUCACAGUAGCCAAGAAGCAGCAGUGGGCUCGACAGGGUUCAGGCCCCCCGACCAGCACCCUGCCCUCAGGCCCCUGAUCUAACACCUGCUUCUCGUUCUGUUCCCAGACGGAGCAGCGGGGCGACAGGACAGGCAUCAGUCAUACCUCCAGUGUUCCUGUCAGUUCUUCAGUACAGCAGGACGCCCCCCAGCCAGCAGGGGUCUCCAUUGAGGCACCGACCACCUCCACCAGCACCAAGUUCUCCGGUCAGCAUUCCUACCUGCAGAGUCUGGACCGCAGCAGCCGAGCCUGGGUACUGUCAUCAGGAAAGUCUCAGGCUUCAGACGAGGCCUGUGGGCUGCAGGAGGAGAGCAGCAGCAACAUCUGGUACAACCCGAUCCCUGAGGAGGAGGACGCAGCGGGGCCACGCAGAGAGGAGGUGUGGAGGAGGAGGGACGACCAGGAGGAGGGAGGAUCAUCUACCCGAGCAGAGAGGGCAGGGGUGCGGGUUGAACCAGCAGACGGUCGAAGUAAUGUCGGUCCACUGGAGAGCACCAAUCCCAGCGUCAGUCACCAUAUUGAUGACAUCACGGCAGAAAGCACAGACCCCGCCCCCUCGGAUUCCAGCCCCGCCUCCCAGAAGAAAGGGGGCGUGUCCGGCAGCGUGAUGGACAGGCUGAGGUCUCCAGGUACAGUGAGGAAGCUCUCCCUAAAGAUGAAGAAACUUCCCGAGCUGCGACGCAAACUCAGCCUUCGCUCUUCGUCUCGCGCCAGUCGCCAGGGAAACGACGCCAGAGGGGGCGGGGAUGAGUCGACCAGUAAGAAUACAACGUCUGCGCUGUCCAACCAGAACGUGAUCAGCAGAUAUCACCUCGAUAGCUCCACCCCUCCGGCCCGACCACUGCGACGAUCCUCCAGAGGACGCUCCGCCAGUAAAGGAGGUUAUCUCAGUGAUGGAGACUCACCUGAACUGCUGCCACGGCAACAGGCUCCUCCUCCUGCGACCUCCCAGGAAACGGCAUGUGACAUCAGUUCGUUCCAGCUGUACGUCGGCUCUGACCCGCCGCGAGGAAGCCAACGCGUGACGGGAUUACUGACCGUCCAUCUGCUGGGUCUGGAGGAGAUGAAGACCAGCAGGUCGGAGGGCAGUAAGGAAGUCUUCCUGGCCAUCCAGAUCGACGGCGUGACCAGAGCGAGGACCGCCCUGCUGACCCUGCGAGGCCCCUCCCUCCCGUUAAACCACGCCUUCCACCUGGAGCUGGAGCGAGCGCGGCAGCUACGCAUCAUCGUGCUCACACCAGCCAAUCCGCAGGCAGUGGGCGGGGCUAAGCCUGAGACCGACCCGGGUCAGACUUCAGGCCGUCCAACCAGAAACAGAGUCUGCUGUCUGGGCGGAGUCUCCAUCCCUCCUCUAUUUAAAGGGAGUCGCAGCCAGCAGCUCUGUGUGAAGUUGGAGCCCAGAGGUCUCCUUUAUGUCAAACUGUUGCUGCAGGAAAAAUGGGACACACAGCCCAGCCAUGACACAUCAGCACCAGCUAAUGUGUUUGGGGUUGAGCUGCACCACCUGGUGGAGAAAGAAGGAUCUACAUCUCCGAUCCCUCUGCUGAUCCAGAAGAGUGUGGCAGAGAUAGAACGACGAGGCCUGAAGGUGGUGGGUCUGUACAGACUUUGUGGUUCUGCUGCAGUGAAGAAGGAGCUCAGGGAUUGGUUUGAGAGGAACAGUUCGGCUGUCUGCCUCAGUGAGGACCUGUACCCCGACAUCAACGUCAUUACAGGUAUACUGAAGGACUACCUGCGAGAGCUGCCGUCUCCGCUCAUCACCAGGACCCUGUACCAGGUGGUCAGGGAGGCCAUGACGCUACGACCCCCACCUGCAACCCCCGAUCCUCAGCUGGCUCAGAGCACCGUGGAGCUGCUGUCCUGCCUGCCACCACCAGAGAGGGCCACUCUGUCUCUCCUGCUCGACCACCUCAGCACGGUCGCCUCCCUCAGCUCGUCCAACAGGAUGACGCACCAGAACCUCGCUGUCUGCUUCGGCCCGGUCCUCCUCACCCCAACCCAGGAGGCCUGGAGGGGAGGAGGAGGAGGAGGAGGAGGAGGAGGGGGAGGAGGGGGAGGAAGGGCAGGAAGAGGAGGAGGGAAGGGUUUCGGUCACGGUGAAGAGAUCGCGAGUGCAGUGGAUUUCAAACGUCACAUCGAGGCGUUGCACUACCUGCUGCAGCUGUGGCCAGUGCCGACCCAGCGAGUCACAGCAGACCUCCGUAUUGACGUCUCCCCACCACCCUCCCCCACCCUUACCCAUAAGCCCCUGGGCCAACAGCAGCAGCAGCAGCAGCAACGGCGUCCUGUCCUGCGAUUGGCUCUGCCCCAGAACCCCGAGGAGGUGGUGGUGUCACGUCGCGGGCGAGGCGGUCUAGCCCGGCUGGAGAGUCCACCGCCGAUUAACCGGUACGCCGGAGACUGGAGCAUCUGUGGACGAGACCUUCUGUCUGGACAGGAGGCGGAUUACGACGAGGUGGCAGGAAGUGAGAGCGAUGGAGGCAGCGGGGAUGAAGAGGAGGAGGAGAAGAAGGAGGCGUGGCUGUCAGGAGGAGGAGGAGGAGGAGGGCUCUACGUGGACGACUUUAUGGAUUUUGACGCUCCGUUUAACUGUCGACUCAGCCUGAAGGACUUCGACACUCUAAUCCACGACCUGGACCGAGAGCUGGCCAAACAGAUCAACAUCUGUCUGUAG
Molecule: messenger RNA, 2934 nt
Organism: Scomber japonicus (chub mackerel)
Lineage: Eukaryota; Metazoa; Chordata; Actinopteri; Scombriformes; Scombridae
Product: rho GTPase-activating protein SYDE1
Exons: 14
Biological process (GO): signal transduction
Source: RefSeq, a predicted model, not a curated record